Messenger RNA from Pecten maximus, 4078 nucleotides. RefSeq lists its product as uncharacterized. The record is from RefSeq and is a predicted model, not a curated record. Bases 428 to 1108 code for a protein of 226 amino acids. Lineage: Eukaryota; Metazoa; Mollusca; Bivalvia; Pectinida; Pectinidae. The transcript has 5 exons.
CAAUUUGAUAUGAUACAAAACAUUUCAAUACAAUACCAUACAGACAAUAUAAUACAGUACAGAAAAUAUAAUACAAUAAAAUAUGAUACACACAAUACAAUACCUUAAAAUAAACAAUUUGGAUACAAUUCAAUAUAAAACUAUUCAUAUCACAGUUAUAUUUCUGUAUAAUGAAUGUACAUAAAAUAUAUAACAUGGAUCAAUAAAUCAAUAUCCAAACCAACACAUGAUUUGAUAUAUCUCUCAGGAAGUGUAUAAUACGUUAAAGUAAAUUUUCACAGAAUACAGACAAUGGAUAAUAAUCGUUAUGAUGAUGAUAUACUUACAACUCUGGUUUCCUGAACGGAUCUCUGUUUGCAUGCACGUACAUAUAUAUAUGAAAACAGAUUAAUAUGUGUGGAAUAUCAACACAAAUAAUUCAACGUUCAUGUUUCUCAGAGAAAUGGGAUCAAAAUUAAUAGGCAAUAUUCUACGGCUAUGGCUAUCACUACUUCCAUUACUUUAUUUCGCUACCAUUGCAAAGGGAGAAGUGACAUGCAGUCAUGUUGAUGCUUACAACAAAAACCAAGUGGUACUUGCAAAUGCUCGAUGUUACCAUUUAGCGCAAGAUGCAAUUUCUUGGAAUGAUGCUGUCACGAGUUGUCAUUCUAAUAACGGUACACUAGCCAGUAUUCCGAAUGCCACAGUUAAUGCUGCCCUGAUAAAACGCGCAGUUAACCUGGACUACAAUAACUUGGCCAAUGUAUCGUUUUAUUGGAUCGGAGGUAGAGUGAAUUCCUCAGAAACAGGCGUUACCUGGCUGCAAGAUCCAGGUACUGGGUACUCGGCCUUAAGUGAGGACGAACCUCAUGGAUCUGGGGAACACGGCUGCCUUGUAUUAGACCCAGGGAAAGAAGGAUGGGCCACGGACGUGUGUGAGGCGGAACUUGAACUCGUCGGGUACAUAUGUGAAUAUCCGAGUAGACCAUUACAAGCGUUACACUCUGGACGUGAACCCGUUCUAAACCUAGGCGUUCAAUCAGGGCUUACUUGUUGUAACAAAGCAGGAAUUGUCUUUCUUUGUCUCAUUACCUCUAUCAUUACACGCCGCCUUGUCGAAGAAUUUUAAUGGACGCUUCGAGUUUUAACUCAUUAGUAGUACGGAAGUGAACUGCAAAUAAAACUAACAAAAGAAACAAAGAAGACUUCCUCUGAUUUAGAUAAAAGAAAGCUUGCAGUCUACAAUGCCAGAAGGAAAAGAAACAACGUUUUUCUCAUCGCAAUAUACAAUGGUCAUGUUACGACGUUGUCAUCACGUGAGAGAUAAUGUGACGACGACGUCAUCACGUGAUAGAUACUGUGACGACGGCGUCAUCAUGUGAUAGAUACUGUGACGACGGCGUCAUCACGUGAUAGAUACUUUGACGACGACGUCAUCACAUGAUGGGCCCAGACAACUCCGCCAAAGAUGUUUUUUUCAAAGUCUUCGGCAGAGGAUAUAUAAGACAAGACCAACAGUACCUGCUGUCUAUAAUCUUGUACAAACUAUUUCGUCGUACUCCCAGAUUUUAACGACGUAAAACUGUGUUGAUGAGAGUACACGCGUCGGUUGUCGCGAUAUAACUCAAUAACAUAAAAUAGAUGUUAAUGUUAAUGCUUAACAUUUAAUCUAUUCCCUGCCCCCCAAAAAGGCUUUACUGUUGAACUCUUUUCUACGCUGCUCCAUCCGCCAAUCAAAAGCGACGUUAUAUACGGCGACGUCAUUUUUUUUAUGUUAUGGACUGAAAACUUAAAUUUCUAAGUCAAUGAAAAUGAAAAUAAUUGUUACAAACAAGAUUGAAUUAUUUUAAAAUAACAAAAUUUUAAGCAUGUAUGUAUUAAAACCUGUUGUCGAAAAUAUUGCAAUAUAUCGGGUGAAAAGAUAACAUACACUAGACAAUUACAUUGUACUUUAAUCACCAAUAAAUCUUCUAUUCGUGUUGUCACGUGAAGUGUUGCCUUUGUAAGUAACCUUCAAUAGAUGUUUAUGUACAAGAAAUUGUGCAACACUGGGAACCAAACGGAGGGGUUCUCGAUGGUUUUUGCUAAAAAAACCAGUUGUUUGAAUAUUAUUUCGCUCAGAAGAACCAGAAAUUAAUUAAAAAUGAACCACACAGCAUGUUCGUCCUUCUGUAACAUAUGAGUGAUGCACAGGGUCUAAAGUGUUGGUACCUAGGUGACAGAUAACCAUUCCAAGAUUUGUUUAUAUACUUUUCUAAUUCACUAAAAUAGAGUGCGCAGUUUGUACAAUAGCGUCCGUGCGAGAUAUAAUUGGUACACAGUUUAUUUUUUCCCAACGUUUUGGUGCCAACAGGGGUAUUUAAAAUAAUUUUGUAAGUUGUGUUGGUGUAUACAAGGUCAAUAUUUUUGUGUGCUUUAUUAAGUUUUAAGAAACACUCCUUUGUAUGUGAAUGUGUUAGCAUUUAGAUAAUAAUAAUUGAAACAAUCGAUCCACCACUUUCUCACUUUAAUACGCUCUAUAAUAUAUUAAAGUACAUUAUACCCGGUGACAAAAUAAUUAGACAUGGGUGCACAAUGGUAAACAAAAUUAAUAUAAACAGCAGCUGGACCAAGGUGUUCAAAGGGUGAUUAGCUUAAUCACUUGAUUAGUGUAAAUCUCAUGUUUUCUUUACUUCAAAUCCUACGUGUAUGUGUUCCUAGAAAUAGGCAGGUAAGAAAAGUCUGAAGAAUUGUACAUGGUUUCUUUUUUAAAAAAUGUGAAAUUAGUUUAACCAGAAUGAUUUUAUCAGGAAUUUAAAAUUGCUGUUAAACUUGGAUUAGCCUAAUCACUUUUCUGAACUGGGUCAAGGUAAUUAAUUGUACAAUAUUGCUUCAACAUUAAAUACAUCAAAGUAAUUCGUUUAGCUACAGCAUAAUACAAAAGUAACAAGUUUGACCAGGGUAUCAAAAGUAAUAAAGUCCAUAAGUAACAAGUGACAACUGCAGCUAUAUUUCACUAUGAGUAAAUCACAUACAUCAUAAAUGGCUAAUUUUACACACGUAGUUGGAGAAUAUAUAAGUAUAAGACUUAUCACAUAAUUAUAUGUACGAGAACAUACAUGUAAGUGGAAACUCCCCGAUUCAUUUCUAUCGUUUCUUCUCUACACGACACAAUAGUGUUAUUACACACAGAUCUAUGACAUUUAUGACAUUAUCGGGUGACAAAGUGGAACACACAUGCCUUUUACCAAUAAGAACGGGGUUCCAUUCUCCCACCGGACGUGAAAAGGUAUGGGGUCACCAAUCCAAUCACGUGGUUUUCUCCGGUUUCCUCCCACAGCCGGACCCCUUCCACGCUUCCAUCAGGGCGAAUGAUGAUACAAAUUGACAUAACAUGUUAUAAACCGCUGUAAACUAAUAAAAUUUAAACAGCAACUCAUAUCUAUGACAUGACUGCAUUAAAUGGUAGAACAGGACAUUUAUGUGAUAAAACAACAUGAGGCUUGGUGCGCAAAAAAUCAACUUUGCGACGAGUUACAUAAAAACCGUAUAUGACAGGAAAACAGACCUAUUAUUUAUUACAUAACUCAGUAAACUUACAUUUUGACGUCACAAAGAAUUCUAUCUGGCACAGCCAAUAAAAAAUGUUUUUUAUAAUAGUUACUGACAUAUGUGAAAAUAUUUCAUUGGAUAACAGACCGAUUAUCUGAUAAAACCAAUACCAAAACAAAAGACAUGUAUAUGAAACGGCCUUUACAUUAAGUAUUUGGUUGUAGUCUCUUCGUGUGUAAAAAAAUCACCAUUUCAUAUAGGAUUGAAGGCACAAAUUGACAAAUUAGCGAUGUUAAGAUAUGUAAACAAGUCAUAUUCAGAUGAAGUCAUAUUUAGAAAAGUCAUUAUAGCUUAUAACUUAAUUGUUAAAGAAUCAGCAGGAUAGUGUUAGUUUGUUAGUAUGUGAUUGUAACAGGAGCGUGUCGGGCCCAGUUUGCGUACGUCAAACUGCACCCGACUCGCCCUUGUGGACCAUCAACCCAGGUUCGAUGGGUAACUUGUAUCUGUCGUAUAGAGAGAGAACAAACGUCUUGAACUACAAUUAACCAUUUAUUAAUGACGAUAUAAA